Cotesia congregata is the source of this 579-nucleotide messenger RNA. NCBI's taxonomy places the organism in Eukaryota, Metazoa, Arthropoda, Insecta, Hymenoptera, Braconidae. The record is from the annotation of a GenBank genome assembly.
AUGUGUUUGUGCCUUGGUCCCGCUAAGUCUGGAAAAACUUUGUUGAUGAAAAGAUUGCAAGGUGAUGAAAAAAUAGACGAUGCAUCUCAUACUGUACCCACUAAUGGAGUUAAUCUUUUUACAAUAAAAAGCGAUGAUGGACAUUUUGAUAUUAUUGUUAGAGAAAUUGGAGGCAGUAUGGCGCCUAUUUGGCAUCAUUAUUUUGACAGGGUGCAUAAAAUUAUUUAUGUAGUAGAUGCAAGUAAUUUAUGUCAAAUAAGCGCAGCCGGUGUACUUUUAUAUUCACUGUUAGUGGAACCAAAGCUUCAGCACGUUAAAAUUUGUUUUGUACUUGGCAAAAUGGAUUUAUCAUAUCGACAAAUGCGUAAUGAGGCAUUGUUAAUGCUACAUUUUAAUCGUUUAAUACGUGAAGUGAGUCAGAAGAUAACGGUAAUCGAAGCUAGUGGAAUGACUGGUCAGGGUAUUGAGCUUUUACGCAAUUGGAUUUUUGAUCCAGAAACACUGAAAGCUGUUGGAGCAACUGGUAACGCUGCAGCUGCGGCUGCCGCUGCAAAUGUAAUUUUUACCACUAAAAAAUAA